Molecule: messenger RNA, 2772 nt
Organism: Oryza brachyantha (malo sina)
Lineage: Eukaryota; Viridiplantae; Streptophyta; Magnoliopsida; Poales; Poaceae
Product: pentatricopeptide repeat-containing protein At5g14080
Exons: 3
Coding region: 1-1830 (609 amino acids)
Molecular function (GO): protein binding
Source: RefSeq, a predicted model, not a curated record
AUGGCCCCACCGCCAGCCACCUCGCGCUUGCGCCUCGCCGCCGCGCGCGCCAUCUCCGGCGGGCCGCCGCCGCCGCCCGCUCGCCCCGCGGCGGCGCCCACCUCAACACCGCAGGCCUUCCACGCGCACCUCGCGUCGCUCGCCGAGCCUUCCCGCGCCGCCCACCCCGCCGCCCUCCUCGCUGCGCUCUCCCGCGCCCGCGCCGCGGGGCUCCCACUCCUCCCGGCCACCCGCGUCCUCGCUGCCUCCGCGCUGCUCCGCCACGGCCGCAUCCCCGACGCACUCGCCCACUUCAGCCUCGUCCCCGACUCUUCCGCCCUCCCCGCGCCGCUCUGCAACGCGCUGCUCACCGCGCUCGCGUCGUCCGGGUCACUCGUGCCCGCGCGCAAGGUGUUCGACAGAAUGAUCGCGAGGGCCGUCGAGCUUGACACGGUUGGUUUCGCGGUGUUCGUCAAGAAUGUGGGCAGAAUGUAUGGUUUGGCUGAGGUUCUGCGGUUGGUUCAGACAGUGCACCAUCGAGGAGACCGGGUUGAUAGGUCAGUUGUUGCACUGAUGGUUGCUGAUGGUUUGUGUCGAGAGGGGAGGAUUGAAGAUGCUUCGCAUUCUUUAGAGGAAAUGAGGUUGCGGGGGUGGAAGCCGGAUUUUGUAGCUUAUAGAGUUGUAUCGGAGGCGUUUAAGGCAGCAGGGAGGGUGGAGGAGGAAGGUAGGAUCUUGAAACAGAAGAGGAAGCUCGGGGUUGCGCCUAGGAAGGAGGACUACAGAGAGUUUGUGCUUGCAUUGUUGUCUAGGAGACAGAUUGGUGAGGCAAAGGAGAUUGCAGAGGCAAUUGUUUUAGGGGAUUUCCCUAUUGAUGAUGAUGUAUUAAAUGAAUUGAUUUGUUCGGUGUCUGACAUUGAUGUCGAUGCUGCUCUUAUGUUCUGCAAGUUCAUGGUAGGAAAGGAGACAUUUCCAAGCAGUGCUAUGCUUAUACGCCUUUGUGAGAGCCUUUGCAAGAAUGGGAAGGGUGAUGAUAUGUGGGAGUUUUUUAGGGUGCUUUUAGAUAAAGGGUAUUGUAGAAAUGUGAGGGACUACCAUUUGAUGGUAUCAUUCUUAGGCAAGGCAGGGAAGGUCAGAGAGGCAUAUGAUGUACUAAAGGAGGUGAAAAAAAAGAGACUUGAGCCUGACAUUUCAUCAUACAAUUCUCUCAUGGAGGCACUCUGCAGAAAUAACCUCCUUAGGCCAGCCAAGAAGCUGUGGGAUGAGAUGUUUACCAGUGGCUGUAGUCCAAAUCUGCAGACUUACAAUAUACUCAUAACAAAAUUUGCAGAAAUCAAUGAAAGUGAACAGGCACAACAACUGUUUGAUCGCAUGUUCCAGAAAGGAGUGUCCCCUGAUGGCACAACAUACACUUCAGUCAUCAAUAUGCUGUGCCAAGAAAAAAAAUAUGAACAGUCUGUGGAGAUCUUUACCAAAUGUGUGAUGCAGGAUCCUGAAUUGGCUAGUUCUGUGUUAACCGUGUUUAUGCUUGCACUCUGUAAACAAGGUAAUUACAAAGGAGCAUUGGGUGUUAUAUCUUGUGCUCCAUCCAAUGUUCAGAGUGUGAAUUCACACGUCAUUUUGUUGAAGUGUCUAACAGAUGUUGGGGAAGUAGAUUUGGCAAUUGAACACAUAAAAUCUAUCAGGGGCAAUUUCAGCUCGUGUUUCCAAAUUGUAAUCAAUGAGCUCAUGGCCUCUCUUUCCACUUCUGCUAGUCUUCAAUCUGUCACAAGGUUGAUUUCUUAUUUAAAUUCUCAAGGGAUAAUUCAUGAUGUUGGCCCGUGGAUGGAAUUGAUAGCGGACGGUUAUGCCUGAAGCAAAGUUUUCUGUGUUAUGCUAUUGUAAUCAACACUGUGUAACAUGACUGGAGUACGUGACACUAUUUCAAAAAGGAAGAUAAUGAUCUUUUGAAUUUGAAGGCAGGAGCUCCACUGAUUUCAUUAAAUUGGAAUUUGGAAGUUAAAAGAUACAAGUAGAAAAGGAAGGUUCAGAAUGUUGCCAAAGGGGACAGAAAGUGAAAAUACUUGGGAGUUAUUGGGAAUCAGAAAAGAAGCAACCUGAAUUCUCAGUAUUCACCAAGUACACAUGGCUGGAGAUUUGUCAUGAAAAUCACGUGGGUGAUCACUUUAUUCCAAGAACGAGAAAUUGGUUAGGUAGCCAAGUAUUGUGCAGUAGUUUAUCUCUGUUCCUGCUGCAAGAUUUUGCAGAUUGUUUACUAGUCACUAGUAACUGAUCCGUGUGGCAAUUAUGCUUGAAGCCUUACGCAGGCCGUGAUCAUCAUUUACAAUGCCUAUGAGCAAGCAACAAACAAGGUGCAUUACCCAACAAAGCAGACCAUAACAGUGAUACUACUUCUAUAAUGAUGGCGAAUCAGAAUGACUUUGUCAGUUUGUGGAACGUUGGUAAUUCUGAUCAGUGAUCAGAGAUGUUGGGUUAUAGAGGGCCAACAAAGCGAUAGCGAUUCCCUCCAUCCCUCUAGAAAGGUGAAAAAUGAGGCUGCCUGAGCCUUCCUGAGCCCUCCUAAAACUUAUGUUCAAAUCCGAACUUUUUUAACCAUGCCAUCCUACUUGGUGUGACUAAAUAACAUGGUCGCGCCAUGCCAUGAGUAGCUGGUGCGGCCAUGUUCUUUGCCACACCAGUCUGGCAUUGUCAAAUAAAGCCAAAUUGAUAUGGCAGUUUUAUUUAGCCAUACCAGCCGGUUUAUGUUUAUGUUUGAACAUAAGGUUUAUGGUGGUCUAUUUUAAAAAUAAAAAGUCU